Prorocentrum cordatum is the source of this 814-nucleotide messenger RNA. The record is from the annotation of a GenBank genome assembly. NCBI's taxonomy places the organism in Eukaryota, Dinophyceae, Prorocentrales, Prorocentraceae.
GCGUGGAGGAGACCGCGGGCGGCCGCCGGCAGGGAGCGACGAGGAGCUUACCCAGCGCUGCGCGAGGGCGCACGCCUUGGCACAGCAAGGCGAAGUCUCGGCGGCGCGCCAGGCCCUCACGGCCAGCACGAUCGCGCCAGGAACCGAGGCCACGCUGGCGGAGCUGCGGGACCCAGCACGACGGCUCGCCGAACCGCGGGAGCCGCUGAGAGCGGACCUGGCAGCGUUGGCCGCGGAGCCCAUCCUCCUCGAGUCCGACAAGCUCCUCCGCAAUCUCCGCGGCUGCCGCAGGGGGGUCGCCCUAUCCACUACAGCGGGCACGGAAUGCGCGGCGCACCUCAUCCAGAGCUUGACGCAGGCCAACCCAGAGGCGACAGUGCUCUCCAUUGACGGCAUUGGCGCGUUCGAGAUCAUGUCGCGCUACGCCAUGCUCCAGGGGUUGGCGGGCCUCCCGGCCGCGAGCUCAGCGCUGCCCUUCUGCAGAAUGUUCUACGGGCCCCGCUCGCAAUACCUCUGGACCGACCGGCACGGGGGCGCCCACGUAGUGGAGCACGCCAGAAGCGCACUCCAGACGCACUGCGGCAUCGGAGUCAACAUGGGCAAGACGAAGGUCUGGAACGCAGCAGCAGUGCUUGGUGGCAUCGGCACGCCCAUCGGGCACGAAGACUUCGUCCGCCACCACACGCGCUCCCUGCUGGCAGACCACCGCGUUCUCCUGCACCGGCUGAGCCAAGUUGGUGACCUCCAGACCGCCUGGCUGCUCCUGAGCAUGUGCGCCAACCCGCGGACCAAUUUACCUAACAGCGAAGACUGA